Phyllotreta striolata is the source of this 1689-nucleotide messenger RNA. The record is from the annotation of a GenBank genome assembly. NCBI's taxonomy places the organism in Eukaryota, Metazoa, Arthropoda, Insecta, Coleoptera, Chrysomelidae.
CAAAAAGUAUGUAUUAGUUUUCUUAUAACAUCAGAACAUAAUAUGGAAAAAUGGACAUAACACAAAUUUAUAAAUCGACAUUAGAACAAAGCAGACUAAUUCUCUGGUGAGAACUACGAAAAUUGAAUCUAUGGUAUUGUGAGGACAAUAAAAGAAUUAAUGGCGAGAGGAAAAUCAUCCCUGAUUGAAGGUGAUGAAGUCGAAAAACCUUGGGCACAAAUAGUUGCCAUUUUAAUUGGUUCUUUGGCUGGUUUUACUGACGGAUUGCAUUACUCAUGGACAUCUCCUUUCAUAGUAAAAAUAGUAGAAGACAAGAAAAACUACAACAUUUCCGAAGAAGAAGCGUCGUAUUUUCCGACUAUCCAACCGAUCGCUAUGCUGCUGUUUUGUCCCAUUUUCUCCGUACUUUCCGAUAAAAUCGGCAGGAAGAAAACCUUCUUAUUGAUCGCUUAUCCGCAAAUCAUAAGUUGGCUGCUAGCUGCGUUCGCCAAAGAUGCCAUGGGAUUUUACGUUUCGAGAUUUUUCGCCGGCAUAGCCAACGGCUGUUUCUUCGCAGUGUUCCCUUCUUACGUAGGCGAGAUCUCCAAUCCCACAAUCAGAGGCACUUGGGGAAAUGUGGUAUCAACGUCAAUGUAUUGCGGAGAGCUAGUCAUCAAUAUAGUGGGAAGUUAUUGCGGCGUCCGAGAAACUUCUUUCAUAUUUCUACCUUUGCCUAUUUUAUUUUUAAUACUGUUCUGGAUGAUGCCGGAAUCGCCUUAUUGGUUCCUCAUGAAAGGAGAAGAAAGUAAGGCGAAGGAAUCUCUACGAUUUUUCACCAGAAAGGAGAAUAUUGAUGAGGAUUAUUUCAAACUAAAGUUGGAUGUCGAUAGACAAAUGUCAGAAACGGGAAGAUGGGUCGAUUUAGUUAGAAUUCAAAGUAACAGGAAGGCUUUAUUGGCGGGAGCUUUUUUGAGAUUAACCCAACAAACAUCUGGAAUGGGUAUAUUUUUAGUUUAUAAUCAAUUCAUAUUCGAAAAAUCCGGGAGUAGUUUAAGCAGGGAAAUUUGUUCAAUAAUUUAUUCUUCAUUGUAUGUCAUUUUAAAUAUUAUCGUAGUGGUUUUCAUUGUAAAUCGUUUCUCACGCAGGAUAUUAUAUUUUAUAUCACUGGCAGGAGCAGCUGUAAUGCUUUAUGUUUUAGCUACGUAUUUUUAUUUAGACGAUCAUACGAAACUAACUUCAUUCGGAUGGGUACCUAUAACAGGUACUGUAAUUUAUCAAGUAUUUAUGGGUACUGGCUUAUGCGUCAUCCCAACAUUAAUGAUGAGCGAACUGUAUUCAACCAGUAUUAAAGCCAAAGCGAUGAUAGUGUUGACGAUCAGUUUCGCUGGUGGAAACAUUAUAAUCAACCCACUCUUUUAUUAUUUAAACACCAGCUUCGGUUUUCACACGCCAUUUUAUUUCUUUGCCGUAUGUAAUACUAUAGCACUUGUUAUUGCAUAUUACAUCGUGCCUGAAACUAAAGGAAAGACGCUAGAAGAAAUACAGCAGAUGCUAAAAGUCAGUAAUGUAAGAGUAAAUUAAUAUGUACUUUUUAAUAUUGAUGCCUAAGACAGGUAGUGCAGGGAAAUUUUCUUAGUUUUAUUUAAGUAUGUUAAAUUUUAUGUAAGCUUUUUUAAAUAAUAUGAAUAAAUUACGUUUGUUUUUAUCUUA